CAGUCCGCAACCGGCAGCCGUGUCAGUCGCCACACGUUCUCUCCUGCAGCCCACCUGCGAUCACUCGCGUCUGACUGAUCUCCUGUCUAACUGUCAGUGUGGUGCGCGCCUGCGAGGAGUUUUCGCCAAAUUGAUCGAUGGCAGGAAUGACGGGCGAUCAGUGACAGAGAAGCGUCGGGACGCCAAACAAUGUCAGCCUGUCUGCUGUCCGUCAUGCCAGUCGGACACUAACGUCGCGUUGUUUCGUUUUCUUUUCCUUACGCGCGUGAUAUGUUUUUUUACGCCGGUGUUCUUCGUCCGCACGUUGUCUUCUUCGGCCGAGACGUUUUCACUUUUUUCGCCAACGCCAACAACCAUCUCUUCGGCCGGCAGUUUUGUUGAUUUCGACUGAAAAUUUUCGCCUCACAACUGGAAAACUCCGUGCUGCGUCUUUUUGGCAAACUUUUUCCAUCUCCUUGGCGUUCAUCCUGAAUAAUGCGAAUUGCGGCGUCGGAAGUGAGCGACAUCGAGCAUCAUCGCACUACUACCAGCUGUGACAUCGCACCGGCGACCUUCUCCAUCCUGCUAGCAGCAGCAGCAGCGACGACAGCUGAUCAGCGUCGCGCCGCGCCGGACGUGUCACGCGUGGAAGAAAGUGUUGUUGUGCGCGCCGCUUAAAAGCAAAAGUUCUUUGCGAAAUACGACGCGAGCAAGGUGUAUUAUAUUAUACCGAUCCUACCUGUGUGCGGUUUUUGUGCGACAGCGACGUCACCAGUAGAAAGUGGGUUUUGUCGCCAUCGAACAGCGACCUACCGUACGGAGAGCGUUCGCUCAAGCCAGCAGGAGGCCUAAUUUCGGUGAGUUUCGAUGCGAGAGUAUUCGGCUUGCGGGCGCGACGCCCGCCAUUCGACAUUUGCGUUUCAAUUAUUUCCAUUCCCUCAGCUCGCUGGGUAGUGAAUGUCCAAAGUUUCGGUUGGGUCAUACUAAAUGCAACGCACCAAUGAAAAUUGAACAUUUAUCAGCUAGUUUCACGAUCAAACAAUAGUCUAAUCUCAAACGAGUUUUGUUCUAAAAUAGCCCCCGUUGUUGCGCAAUUGGUGACAUUUCAACCGCGGAUAUUUUUGUAACAAUGACGCGUUGUGUGCAAUGGCUGUGCGUGCUCCUGCUGGGGGUGGUCGCGGUGGACGUGGACGCCGCCGCGCGACCUCAACCUAUCUACUCCAAUCAUUUUGCGGUGCACAUUCCCGACGGUGAUGCCGAUGGUAUUGCUGCGAGGCACGGAUUCGUCAACACUGGACAGAUUGGAAGUCUCAAAGGAUAUUAUCUCUUUGAGCAUCAACAUGUGCACAAGCGCUCCACGUAUCGCAACGAACAUUUUCAUUCGAAAUUGGAGAACGAACCUCAGAUCCAAUGGGUACAACAACAACAUGAAAAGAAGCGUAAGAAGCGCGACUACGUGCAACCGUCGACGUCACCGUUUGUCCAGUACUUUGGCGGCGUUGCACCCGGCGCAGGCAUUGGAGGACCGGGGGUGGCGGCGACGGCGGGCCCCAGCCGCCACGGGCAGCCGCGUUAUCGCGCCGCCGUUCCGGCGCGUGCCUUCCCCGAUCCGCUCUUCAAGGAGCAGUGGUAUUUGAACGGUGGAGCAAAAGACGGAUUAGACAUGAACCUUGGUCCUGCAUGGCAAAAGGGCUACACUGGAAAAGGCGUGGUCGUCUCCAUCCUCGACGAUGGCAUCCAAACCAAUCAUCCAGAUUUGUCGCAAAAUUACGACCCGCUGGCGAGCACGGACAUCAACGGCAACGACGACGACCCGAUGCCGCAGGACAACGGUGACAAUAAGCACGGCACCAGAUGUGCCGGCGAGGUUGCCGCCGUCGCGUUCAACCAGUAUUGUGGUAUCGGCGUGGCGUACAACGCCAGCAUUGGCGGUGUGCGGAUGUUGGACGGCGUGGUAAACGACGCGGUGGAAGCGAAAGCACUCGGUCUCAACCCUGAGCACAUUGAUAUUUAUUCAGCCUCGUGGGGGCCCGAAGACGACGGCAAAACUGUCGACGGGCCUGGGCCGCUUGCGCGUCGCGCCUUCAUUUACGGCGUGACGAGUGGCCGUAAAGGCAAAGGGUCUAUUUUCGUGUGGGCCUCUGGGAACGGCGGUCGGCACACCGACUCGUGCAACUGCGACGGCUACACCAACAGCAUCUUCACACUAAGCAUAUCGAGUGCCACUCAGGGCGGGUACAAGCCGUGGUAUUUGGAGGAGUGCUCUUCCACCUUAGCGACAACGUACUCGUCGGGCACGCCGGGUCAUGACAAAAGUGUGGCCACCGUCGACAUGGACGCCCGUCUGAGACCUGAUCAUAUCUGCACCGUUGAGCACACGGGCACAUCAGCAUCAGCUCCUUUAGCGGCUGGUAUCUGCGCAUUGGCUCUCGAAGCCAACAAACAUCUCACGUGGAGAGACAUGCAAUACUUGGUGGUUCUCACCUCGCGCGCUGAUCCUUUGGAAAAGGAGAGCGGAUGGACCCUCAAUGGGGUCAAGAGGAAGUUUUCACACAAGUUUGGCUAUGGUCUUAUGGACGCUGGUUCUCUUGUAUCUUUAGCAGAGAAAUGGAUUACUGUUCCGCCGCAACACAUUUGCAAGUCGCAGGAGUUUGUCGAUGAUCGACAGAUUGAUUCAACGUUCAAGUUUACUCUCACCCAGCAUAUGGACGUAAAUGCCUGUGCGAAUACGCUAAAUGAAGUUCGCUUCUUAGAGCAUGUUCAAUGUAAGAUUUCACUUCGAUUCUACCCGCGUGGCAAUCUGCGAAUUUUGUUGACUUCUCCAAUGGGUACCACUUCAACGCUAUUAUUCGAACGUCCACGCGACGUUGUGAACGCUAACUUUGACGACUGGCCGUUCUUGAGUGUUCACUUCUGGGGCGAGAAAGCCGAGGGUAGAUGGACCUUACAAAUCAUCAAUGCUGGUAAUCGUCAUGUGAAUCAACCUGGCGUACUUAAAAAGUGGCAAUUGAUCUUUUACGGUACUGAAAACAAUCCUAUUCAACUGCGGAGUAGUAAUGCUCCGUCAGUUUCAUGGCGAUCUCCACAAAAUACAUUCACGUUCCCAACUGAAGCAGAUUCUGUAACCGCUGAUCCUUCAGUAACAGACAAUUUCUUUAGUCCGGACAUUUUCAAAGGGUUUAAUAAUUACCACAAUCUCUACACAUUUGCUGGAUCUGAUCCUCAACAGGCAAUUAGUUCAUUAGAUGGAAAGAAAACUAUCAUACGUGAUGAUAACCGGAUUGAUACCGAGGAAGAGACUAAAGAGAAUUGUGAUGAACAAUGUGAUGAUCAGGGAUGUUUUGGAAAGGGUCCAAACAAGUGCAUUGCGUGUAGAAAUAAACGAAUGGAUAAAACUUGUGUGAGUUCCUGCCCACCAAGGAGUUAUGCGGACGCGCAAGGGAUGUGUCAACCUUGUCACGAUUCCUGCGACACCUGCACCGGUGCCGGGCCCAACAACUGCAUGACCUGUUCACCAGGCCACGUGCGCGUCGUAGAUCUAGACAUUUGCAUGCAACAGUGUCCUGAAGGAUACUUUGAAGAUUUCGCCGAUAAGACGUGCACACCGUGCCAACCAAACUGCGCCAGUUGUCAGGAUAGACCAGACCAUUGCACCAGUUGUGACCAUCAUCUUCUGCUUUAUCAUAACAAAUGUUUAGCAUCGUGUCUAUCAAACACUUAUGAAACUGAUGAUUACUCGUGUUUGCCCUGCCACGAAUCUUGCGACACCUGCUCGGGUUCCAAUAGCUCACAGUGCAUAUCCUGCACAGCGGGUCAUUACUGGAACGAAGGACGCUGCGUUCACGAGUGCCCCGCACAUCACUACGCCGACGGCAGGUAUCGCGAGUGCAUUGAGUGUCCCCCGGGCUGUUCCGAGUGCAAUCAAACGACGUGCAUUUCCUGCCUGGAUGAUUGGCACGUCAACAGCAAGGGACGGUGUGUGCCACACGGCAGCGAUCAUUGCGACACAGAUCAAUACCCCGACGGCAUCCUGUGCAAACAGUGUCAUUCGACAUGCGGCACCUGCGACGGCCCGACGGAGCACGCCUGCCUUUCAUGCGCUCAUCCGCUCAUCCUGCAGGAUUCGCGCUGCGUCGCCGAAUGCAACAAAGGACGAUUUCCGGACAAAAGCAACAAAAUGUGCAAUCCGUGCAUUCACACGUGCAGUGAAUGUUCGGCCAAGUCCAACUGCACGAAAUGUGUGAGCGGGCUGCAGUUGCAAAGCGGGGAGUGUCGAUCCACCUGUGCUACUAGUUUCUACAGCGAUCGCGGCGUGUGCGCCAGGUGCCACAUGAGUUGCGAUACCUGCAGUGGACCAGGUCACGAUCAGUGCGUGACAUGUCCGCCGCAAUGGCAAUUUGCUGCCGGCGAAUGUCGCCCAGAUUGCCCCGAGGGCUUCUACAAGACGGACUAUGGUUGCCAGAAGUGCCACUAUUCAUGUAGGAAUUGUCCAGGGUGCAAAAAUUUGGCAGACAAACGGCGUAUUAAUGUGGAAGCUUAUCUGGUCGCCCCUCAACCGGUGCCAACAGUGCAGUUUGUGAAUCCGUUCAACUUUAUUACUGCUUUGGCCAUAGUGGCUUGCUUGUGUAUCAUCAUCUUGUUCUCAACGAUAUUUAUAAUUUUGCAAAAAAAUAGCGUGCAUUCAGGUCAAGGCCUCUAUAGUAGAGUGUCUAUCAAGAAGCCGAAGGUAACUUGCAACUACAAUGUGGUGGUAAGUGACGGGGACUCAACUGAUGAUGACACCGACAGCACCGAAGAGCGCAAGCUCAUCCACAAGGCAGACGCGGAGCGUCCAUCAUAUGGCGUAGCUGAAUGGUAAUGUAAAUAUGGCGUACAAUGUGAGCAUCCCAGAGGCGUUUAUCUCAGCCACCACCCACAACGAUGACCUACAAAUCCCGAACAUCCCCCUAAACUGUCAAACCCACUUACUGUCUUGUCUGUCUGUCUGUCUUCACUGUAUCGUAAGAGCGUCGAGCGAGUACGGAAGAAGCGCAACGACUGCACGGAUCAAAAAAAGAAUGUCAUAACAAGGAAAGUACACGUAACUAUAUUUAGUCCCGGAUAAAUUUAAACAAAUAAGUAAAUACACAUAAAAUACCUAAAUAAAGCAAAACCCUAACUGAAAACCAACGCUAUGUAAUGUAAAUAAUGAUAUCGCAUAUACUUGUACUCACUUAUCAAAUUGAACAAAAAAUGAAACAAACGAAACUGCAACAGAGAACAAAAGUACGAUAACAUAAAUGAUUACCAAUUGUACCAAAAUAACUCCUAUGUGUUGUUACUUUGUAUAAAUGAUAUUAUAUGAACGCGCGAGUGCGAUACGAGUGUGUGGCAUGGGCUCAAUGUAAAAAUUAAGCGGAAAAAUAUGGAAAAAAUAUUUAAAUUUAAGAAAGGGAAACUUAAGUGCUCUUGAUAUUUCAUGUCGUAAAUACAUAUAUAGUUAUUUUUAAAUGUACACUUUGUAUAUAAUCGGUAAUAGAUAAUUGAUUGUUUCAAUGUUAUUUAAGAAAUUUUACCGUUUAUAAAUCCAGUGAUGAUCAA
Molecule: messenger RNA, 5559 nt
Organism: Dalotia coriaria
Lineage: Eukaryota; Metazoa; Arthropoda; Insecta; Coleoptera; Staphylinidae
Product: furin-like protease 2
Exons: 16
Coding region: 1109-4837 (1242 amino acids)
Biological process (GO): peptide hormone processing
Cellular component (GO): neuron projection; membrane
Molecular function (GO): serine-type endopeptidase activity
Source: RefSeq, a predicted model, not a curated record